AUAACUCUCCACCUUAGAUCAUCAACAAAGGACAGCGACGGCGACAACAACUCUGAAGGCGACGACGAGAACGGGGACGAGGACAAACACGACGACGACGGCUAUGAGGACGACAAAGAGGACUACGACGCAAUCGAGGUUGAUAUGAUUUUGGUGUUGAUUGCUUACAUGGUGAUCUAAGAAACAAAGGGGAAAUUGACAACUCUCGUCCAAGAAUAGCUCUGUAGAUUCGUAAAUUUUUUAUUUAAGGCCUUACUAAUUUUUGAUUUGGGAAAGCCUUCAUGUAUCUUAAAAAUUUAUGUUUCUUGUCAACCAUUCUUGACAUUUACUUGUUUAAAGAGAUCGUAUGAUGGUUUAAACUUAAAAGAGAAGUGUUAAUCCUUUCUGAAACUUCAGGAAGGCUUCUGUAUGGUUUAGAAACCCGUUCCUGAUCUGUAGUGUUUUAGGUAGGAUUUGGGAAAUAUUUAAACUAUUUAGUAAGGUCAUCCUAAAUUUAUUCCAUAGAUGAGAAAAGUGAGACAAAUAUCAUUGCAUACACUGAUAUUCUUUUUUUUUUUUUUUUCUAUUAUUAACAAGUCAAAUGGACGAUUCAUUUCCCUGUACUUACAUCACACUGCCUAAACUAUUUUAGGAAAUGGGAAAAGAACCAUAAGAUCAUUUCAAGUGCAUAGUCAAGUAUGCAAUCUACAUAUACAUCGAUCAAGUUAAAAAAACUUUCGGGCCUCAGCAGUUUAAGAAGAUUGAGAAUUUUUUUUUGGUGAUGUUUUGGAGUUCUCUUGAAGAAAGUUGUUUAUGUCACGGAAAGAUGAUCCACACCCUUUUGACAAAGUGAUGUAAGAGUUUACUCUACUUCAAAUCCUACACAUACUCAUAUCAUUGUAGUAUAUAGGUUUUAAUCCAAAUGGAUAAAGUAAACAAUCAAGAAUGCAAUAGACUAUCUAAUUCAAGCAAGCAAUGAUUAGGUAAAGUGAACUAUGAUACUAAUAUCUAAAGAGACUUCAAAUAAACUAAAGCAAGCAAAGCAAGACUAAGAAACUAAGGCAAGUUCGAAUUCAGACAAUCAAAAUAUUAGUAGGCUUGAGAUAGAGUAAUUGGUCAAAGAAGUCUUUCAGCUUAGCUAGUGAUGCUUAUAAACCCACAACAAGCUAUUCCUAGACAUAUAAUUAAUAGCUAU
Messenger RNA from Thlaspi arvense, 1174 nucleotides. Lineage: Eukaryota; Viridiplantae; Streptophyta; Magnoliopsida; Brassicales; Brassicaceae. The record is from the annotation of a GenBank genome assembly.